AUGCUCACAAUGUUCUCUGGCACCAAGCUCGCAGAACUCCCGCCUGGAGUUUCCACAUCGCCGUCCCCACAGCUGCGACAGAGAACAACAUCAACACAAUCCGUACCCACGGCCGAAUCCACCCAAACCAACGACUAUCGCGAAGAGAGGCGGCGCGUGCACCAUGAAGCCGAUAUCGUCAUUGUUGGCGCGGGCAUUCUUGGGUGCGCAGCGGCUGUCGCAUUUGGCAAGCAGGGUAGAAGCGUCAUAUUGCUCGAGAAGAGCCUAAAGCAGCCGGACAGGAUUGUAGGAGAGUUGCUACAACCUGGUGGUGUCAAUGCUUUGGAGAAGCUAGGCAUGAGGGAUUGCCUCGACGACAUUGAUGCCAUACCCUGCUACGGCUACCAGAUCCUCUACGGCAAGGAAGAGGUCCACAUUCCGUACCCCGACAACCUCAUCACAUCCGGGCCCUCGAGAGCGCCUGAGGGCCGAUCCUUCCACCACGGCCGCUUCAUCUCCAAGCUACGUGCAAAGGCCAAGUCUACGCCCAACGUCACCGUCGUCGAGACAACCGUCACGUCCAUGGUCAAGAGCGACUACACAAACCAGGUCGUAGGCGUAUCAUGCCAAACCGCCGGAGAGCAAGACUACUACUUCGGCGCCGUCACCCUCGUCGCAGACGGCUACGCCUCCAAGUUCCGCAAAGAAUUCAUUCCCCACCAGCCCCAAGUCCGGAGCAAGUUCUGGGGCCUCGAAAUGAUCGACGCCGAACUCCCCAAGCCUAAUCACGGCCAUGUCAUCCUCGCCGACGCUCCUCCAAUCCUCAUCUACCAAAUUGGCACCCACGAAACCCGCAUCCUUGUCGACAUACCCGAGAACCUUCCCUCUGCCAGCCCCAAGAACGGUGGCGUCAAGAACCACAUGCUCAACGUUGCGCUGCCCCAACUCCCAGAAUGCGUCCAACCCGCCUUCCGCAAAGCAAUCGAAGCCGGCAAAUUACGCUCCAUGCCAAAUAGUUUCCUACCCCCUUCGACCCAGAAACAAGCCGGACUCAUUAUCCUGGGUGACGCCAUGAACAUGCGACACCCCCUCACCGGCGGCGGCAUGACCGUAGCCUUCAACGACGUCGUCCUCCUUUCCAACCUUCUCUCUCCCUCCAACAUACCCACACUCGAAGACACAUCCGCCGUCCUAUCCGCCAUGUCGACUUUUCACUGGCAACGCAAGAACGGCUCCUCUGUGAUCAACAUCCUGGCCAUGGCUCUAUACAGUCUCUUCGCCGCCAACAACCAACACUUGGAGCUGAUCAAGAAAGGUUGCUUCAAGUACUUUCUCCGCGGCGGCAAGAGCGUGAGUGAACCUUGUGGUAUGCUUGCCGGUCUCAUCACACAUCCCUGGAUGCUGGUUUGGCACUUCUUUUACGUCGCCUUUUACGCCAUCUGGGUUAGGUUGCAGGAGGUUCCUGUUUGGAAGGCACCAUACACACUCUGCGUUGAGAGCACUAUGGUCGUUUGGACUGCCAUUUGUGUUAUUGGACCCUAUCUUGUUGCUGAGGUCAAGAGGUAG
Alternaria atra is the source of this 1545-nucleotide messenger RNA. RefSeq lists its product as uncharacterized. The transcript has 2 exons. Gene Ontology annotation, molecular function: squalene monooxygenase activity; flavin adenine dinucleotide binding. The record is from RefSeq and is a predicted model, not a curated record. Gene Ontology annotation, cellular component: endoplasmic reticulum; membrane. Lineage: Eukaryota; Fungi; Ascomycota; Dothideomycetes; Pleosporales; Pleosporaceae. Bases 1 to 1545 code for a protein of 514 amino acids. Gene Ontology annotation, biological process: ergosterol biosynthetic process.